CGCUUGUAGUUGAUACUCUUUUGUAUGGUUUUGUGGCACGUAUUUAUGUAGAUAUUAACAGCAUACAUACAUACAUACAUACAUAUAUAUAAAGAGAAAGAAAGAGAGAGAGAGAGAGUUAGAGAGGAGAAGAUUGUUGUUUAUCACAGUCGACAAAUAUAUAAGCAAAUAGAGAUGGAGAGCGAGAUGAGAGAAUCUAGAUUUAAGAGGAUUUGUGUGUUCUGUGGGAGUAGCCAAGGAAAGAAGAGUAGCUACCAAGAUGCUGCUGUUCAGCUUGGCAAUGAAUUGGUUUCAAGGAACAUUGAUCUGGUUUAUGGAGGCGGGAGCAUAGGCCUCAUGGGUCUGGUCUCGCAAGCUGUUCACGAUGGCGGUCGCCAUGUUAUUGGAGUCAUUCCCAAGACGCUCAUGCCUCGAGAGUUAACUGGUGAAACAGUAGGGGAAGUGAAGGCAGUUGCAGAUAUGCACCAAAGGAAGGCAGAGAUGGCUAAGCAUUCAGAUGCUUUUAUUGCCUUACCAGGUGGUUAUGGCACUCUUGAAGAACUACUUGAAGUGAUAACCUGGGCUCAGCUUGGGAUACAUGAUAAGCCAGUGGGGUUGCUGAAUGUUGAUGGUUACUACAAUUCCUUGCUGUCGUUUAUCGACAAAGCUGUUGAAGAGGGAUUUAUCAGUCCAAAUGCCCGCCACAUCAUUGUAUCCGCUCCAACAGCAAAGGAGUUAGUCAAGAAAUUGGAGGAGUAUGUCCCCUGCCACGAAAGAGUUGCUUCAAAGUUGAGUUGGGAGAUGGAGCAGCUUGGCUACCCUCAAGAAUAUGAUAGCAUAUCUAGGUGAUUCAAGGAUAUAGGGCGAUGGGUUUUGAAAGGAUCUAAUUGAAAGCUGAAAUUCUGUUAAUGGGGAAUUCUUUUUUUUUGUAAAUUACUGCUAUUGACAUCAAAUAUGUGAAAGGUUUUCCCUUCUUGUGGAAAUUCAAUUUCCAUUGUAAGUUGUAAGUAGUAGAGACUCAUGAAACAUUCCCCUUUAUAAUA
Molecule: messenger RNA, 1022 nt
Organism: Carica papaya (papaya)
Lineage: Eukaryota; Viridiplantae; Streptophyta; Magnoliopsida; Brassicales; Caricaceae
Product: cytokinin riboside 5'-monophosphate phosphoribohydrolase LOG3
Biological process (GO): cytokinin biosynthetic process
Cellular component (GO): nucleus; cytosol
Molecular function (GO): hydrolase activity, hydrolyzing N-glycosyl compounds
Source: RefSeq, a predicted model, not a curated record